GCUCCCGCUCCCGCUCCGGCUCCGUGCGCCGCUCCCCGGGGGUGCCGGCCCAUGGCGGGGCGCUGAGCCCCCCCCCCCAGCACAGCCGGGGCCGAGCGGGGCCCCCCGCCCCCCCCCACCAUGCGCUGGGUGGGCCUGAUCCUGCUCUGCCUCCUGCGCGGGGCGCUGGGCGCAGGACACUCCCCUGGGAGCCCAGCAGCAAGCCAAGGGCGGCGGAGACCUCGGGAGACCUCGCCGGGGACCGAGGGGACCCGCAUCAGCCAGGACCUGGUGGGGGGCAGCCUGGCCAUCGACACGCUGCCGGCCAACGAGACGCGGAUCGUGGAGGACAACCACAGCUACUACGUGUCGCGGAUCUACGGGCCGGGGGACGCCCAUCUGAGGAGGCUGUGGGUUGACAUGGCAGCAGCCAACAGGAGCCAAGUGAAGAUCCAUGGGAUCCUCUCCAACACGCACCGUCAGGCCUCGAGAAUCGUCCUCUCCUUUGACUUCCCCUUCUACGGCCACCUCCUGCGGCAGGUCACGAUAGCGACGGGCGGUUUUAUCUUCAUGGGGGACGUCAUCCACCGGAUGCUCACGGCCACGCAGUACGUCGCUCCCCUCAUGGCCAACUUCAACCCCAGCUACUCCCGCAACUCCACCGUCCAGUACUUGGAUAACGGCACGGUUUUUGUGGUGCAGUGGGACAAGGUCUAUCUGCAGGGGAAGGAGGACAUGGGCAGCUUCACCUUCCAGGCGGCCCUGCACAGCACCGGCAGAAUCGUCUUUGGGUACAAGGAGAUCCCCGUGCCGGUCCUACAGAUCAGUGCCACCCAGCACCCUGUGAAAGCCGGCCUCUCCGACGCCUUCAUGAUCCUCAACCCAUCUCCCGAUGUGCCUGAGUCCCGCCGUCGGACCAUCUACGAGUACCAUCGCGUGGAGCUGGACACCAGCAAGAUCACCAACAUGUCAGCCGUGGAGUUCACCCCGCUGCCCACGUGUCUCCAGCACCAGAGCUGUGAAGUGUGCGUGUCCUCGGAGCUGACCUUCAACUGCAGCUGGUGCCACGUCCUGCAGAGAUGUUCCAGCGGCUUCGACCGAUACCGCGAGGAGUGGCUGUCCUACGGCUGUGCCCAGAAGUCCGAGGAGAAGACCUGCGAGGAUUUAGCUGAAGGCGACCACUAUUCGGCCCCUCCUGACAGCUCUUUCUCGCUGCUGGGUGGGAAUGUCACCACCUCCACGUCCUCGCUCUUCGUCGACAGCCUCACUACAGAAGACGAUACGAAGCUCAAUCAGUAUGCAGGGAGCGAAGGUCUGGGCAGCAGCCUUCCUGCCAAGAAAGCAGGCGCCCCCAUUCACACCGGUACCAUCGUGGGCAUCGUCCUGGCCGUGCUGCUCAUCGCCGCUAUCAUCCUCGCCGGGAUUUACAUCAACAGCCACCCCACCUCCAACGCUGCCCUCUUCUUCAUCGAGCGAAGGCCGCAUCACUGGCCUGCCAUGAAAUUCCGAAAUCACACCAACCACGCAACGUACUCGGAGGUGGAGCCGGCCAGCCAGGAGAAGGAGGGCUUCGUGGAAGCGGAACAGUGCUGAGCGCUUCUCCCCCCGCGUCUCGAACGUCCCGUGUCUCAAGUGUUGGAGUCUUCUGUUAUUCUAUUGCAAAGUCUUUCCCCUCUUGGAAAAGAAAGAGCAAGUAGAGGAAAAAGACCCAAUGGAGCGUUUGAAAAGAAUGAGUCGGGGCGAUGUGAGGCUGGGACUCGCCCGGAUUCCGCACAGGACAGCAGAGCCGGCAGCGGCAGCGGUCGGUUGUGACAUCGGACUCUCCCGGCAGCCCGGCACCGAAGCCCUGGAUGUGGCGGGAGGAAAAAGUGCAGUCAAAGUUUUGGUUUGGCGUGGGGUUUUUUUUUUGUUUUGUGGUUGGGUUUUUUCCCCCCGCUGUGAGUGGCUGACCUCUUCCCUCCUCCACCGGGAGGCCAAACGGGGGCAGCACAGUGGGGGCAAAUCUCGGGACGGGCGAAAUACGCAGUGGCCUCAGGCGGCAGGCUCUUGGGGACAGCAAAACGGUAGAUUUUUGCUGCACAUUGGCUCUGCCUGCACUCAGGAAAGUCGGGCUGGUUGCCUCUUCUCCUCUGCGGUGAGAGGCUGGGGGUAGGUGCUGGUGGUGGCCCAGGUAAGGUUGGCUCUCCAGGGCUCCCCUCCCCUCUCCCAUCCCCUCUCCCCCAGCCCUGUCCCUUUGUCCACUCUCUCCUUCACCGCCUUUUGGGAUGGGCAACAUUUAAUUUUGUCUUCGUGGCCAAGAAGCCUCAUGCCCUUGUCUUUUCAUCCUGCAGUUGGUCUUCCACCACCCACGGCUUCAGCCCCCUGCCCUCCCCUCCCUUCGAAGCAGCAGCUUCCACCCCCUGCUCCGGAGAAAGGGAAACCUGACCUAUUUUAAGGGAAAAACCCUGCGGAGGAUUCACCUUCAAGAUGUUUGUGAGCCAACGGCUCUGAUGCCCUUUUUGGCACCUAAUUACUUUGCUAAAUUACAAACUAUGACCCUUACCCCAAAGGAGACAGUUUAAAAAAAAUAUCUUAGAUUCCUUCAAAAUACAUUCUUGUGGCGUGGCCACUAAUCCAGCAGGAAGAGAGGAGGUUUUGAUGGAAGAGGAUGGGGACAGAGCACUAGCGAAAGCAGUGUCCUCCCACGGGCUAAAUCCUGAAGUAAAUCCCAGCUUAUUCACGGGCAUUUCACAUAAAUAAGAAACAAAGGCAUACCUGCCUUGAUACCAUUGAAAAAUCUAAAAAAUCACCUUGUUCACGUCAUCGUUUUUAGAGCCCACUCAAGUCAGUGGAAUUUUUUCUAUUUUUUUAAUGUUACGAUGUCCGUGAUAAGCCCCUGGUCUGGAUUUGCACGUAUAUCGUGAUUCCAGAAUCUGACCCUAACUAAGGGCUUCGACACUAGACCUCUCAGGGUUUUCUACUCCUUCUGUGCAGUCAGAAUUCAAGACUGACCUGCAGAAAUACUCUACCCCGCUGCCACAGACACCAGCCGCGGGAUGGGGCCCUAAACGGAGGAAAGCUUGUAUAUUUAAAAAAAAAACCAAAAAGAGAGAGUCCAAAGUCCAGCGUAAGGUACAGUUUUAUUUCCCCCACCAAAAAAGGUGUUGGUUGCAUGGGGCUUUUUUUUUUCCCCUUUUUUCCUUUUUUAAUUUUCUCUCGAUCCUCAGUUAUUUAUUCUGAUAAUCAUGUUUCGUGCAUAUUUUAUCCACUGGCUGGUUCAGCUGUCACUGGUGGUGAUUACUGCCAAAGGCAGGGUCUGUCUAAUUAAUGUUUUCCUUCUCAUCUGCUGAAUUUAUAUAGCCAUUAAAGAUAAAUAUGGAUGCUUUGUGGCAUUUAGACCCCAGAUUAUACUUUCUCAUACAUAGCCACUAGGGAGACUUUUGCUGCAUCUUAUUAUGGCAUCAAGGCACCAAAACGCUCAAGCAGGGGAAGUCAGACUGCGUCGUGCCAGGUUCUUACAGCCCAGACGGUCUCUCUUUAGACAUGUUUUGAAGAUAAACUUUAUUCCCAAAUAAAGCUUUCAACUGGAAGGUUGUUUUUCCCCCCCAUUUCCCUGAAGUAGAAAGAAUUCAAAGGGAUGCUGUCAGCUAGUUUUUGCCCAGGAUCUGAUCCCCUUUGAAAUGGUUAUGAGCUGGUAAGGAAUUUUCUCUAGAUCUAACUCUUUUCAAAUAAUGGCCUUGUUUUUACUGUUUUUCUGAACAUCCAUAUACAAUAACAGCAAGAUUUCGGGUACUCCUUUUCCCCUACAGCCCCUAGAACUGCUAGGUGAGAUCCAACAAUUCUGAAAUGCUGCAAAUUUCAAAGAAAACAGACUUUAAAUAGCGCUUGAGCUGUAUAAAUCCCUGCUGCAUUACCGCAGCCAGGAUCUUAGAAGGAUUCAGAAGAGGAUGGGAUACUCGGGUGGAGAAAAACAACAUCCACGUGCCGUAGCACAGAAGCGGUUGGGGUACAUAAAAUACCUGUAUUUCAGGGGAGAGGCCAAGCUCUGAGUGCCUGGAGUAAAAAAGGCUUUUUUUUUUUUCCUUUAAGGAAAGAAACAAAACAAAGCAGGCUAUUCUGUAGCUGUGCAACAGACGUUUGGUCUGCCUUCUGCUGAGGAAUAUGGUUUGGGCACUGUCAGGUAGAGCGUGAACAGCUCCAAUUCAUCAUCUCCGAGACACUGCGGUAGAGUAGGUGGAGAAGUGACUGCCCAUAGUCAUGUGCGCGCUCUGAGCUGAAGGUUUGGGUUCCACCAGCAUCUCCCACGGCCCAGCCUGGAGAAGAAGGUGCUUAGAUGCCGUGUCUCGAGGUGGAGAGAAAAAAAAAAAGUAUUCUGUCCUACCUUUCGACAUGAGGGAGGUUUAGCGCUGGACUCUUGACAUUCACAUCUGGGAAGUUCAUGAGUCAGCAGGGAGCAACCUCUUCUGAAUAUUCUUUGCACAUGGCUUUGUAGUGGAAGAGAAGAGGUUGUCUGUUAAAUUCCAGAAAGCCCAAGGGUAAUGUUGCUGAUGCCUAGAAGAAAGAAAAAUGUCUGUACCAUCAGCAAGUGCUGUUUUAAUGUUGAAGAGAACUGGAGAGUCUGGGCUCAAGUGUAAUGCUGGCUGCACCAAGUCAAUCGCAGCGGGAUCGAUACUCCUUUCUCGUGUAACUCUGACUUCAAGAUGCCGGUUAAUCUUGUUAAGUCUCGAGUGCCGAUGCAAGAACGUGAUGGUGGCGACUGAAAUAAAGAGAGUUUGAUUUUUGCUUGUAAUCACGUGGCUUCCCUAGCCACAUCCUGAGGCUUUCCUCUGGGUUCUGAUGAACCCGGCAUUCGGGCUCGCUUCAAAGCAGACUGCAUAACGCACGUGUAUAUCCACCUGUAUAUUUUAUAGCUAUAAAAGGGGCUGGGGCUGUUACUUGUGCUCAGUCCCUUGCUCAGCUGGUCAAAAGAGGGUGCGAAACACAAACAACGGCUAACGGCUCCUCGGUUGUCUUUCCAAGCAGCGUGCCCUGGCCGUUGGUGGCCGCUGCUGAGCGUGUGGCGCGGGCGUUAAGGCAGCUGCCCGUCAUCGGGCAGAAAACGUCACCACGAACCUGCUCCUUGGCCACUCGUCCGCGUUCAGCAGUUGGGAAAACACCGCGCAGGGUUUAUCAGAGACCAACGCCAGGUUGGUUCUCCUCCUGCGGCAGUUGGGGGGUAAACCCCCCUGUUUUCAACACCAAUGGGAGCAGGACCCAGAUUAUAAAAAAUAUUCUCGUAAUAACUAACGGCCUACUUUCCACAUACUUGAAUUUACAGCACAGUUGGACUAUUUUGGGGGACUAAAGGCACUUUAACUGUCUUUUAAUGCAAUGUAUUUACUAUGGAUUAUCUGCAUGGAAUACAGUCUUAAUAUUUAAAAAAAAUCUUCCUUUUGGACUGCUUUGUUUUCAAAAUAAAACAUGCAAAGGAUUAUUGGUCAUUUUA
Molecule: messenger RNA, 5443 nt
Organism: Chroicocephalus ridibundus (black-headed gull)
Lineage: Eukaryota; Metazoa; Chordata; Aves; Charadriiformes; Laridae
Gene: PLXDC1
Product: plexin domain containing 1
Exons: 14
Coding region: 121-1572 (483 amino acids)
Source: RefSeq, a predicted model, not a curated record